Messenger RNA from Drosophila rhopaloa, 1828 nucleotides. RefSeq names its product prolyl 4-hydroxylase subunit alpha-1. Gene Ontology annotation, molecular function: protein binding; iron ion binding; L-ascorbic acid binding. Lineage: Eukaryota; Metazoa; Arthropoda; Insecta; Diptera; Drosophilidae. Gene Ontology annotation, cellular component: endoplasmic reticulum. Bases 82 to 1713 code for a protein of 543 amino acids. Gene Ontology annotation, biological process: peptidyl-proline hydroxylation to 4-hydroxy-L-proline. The transcript has 7 exons. The record is from RefSeq and is a predicted model, not a curated record.
GGUAUAGGUAAGAAGUUCUAUAUAUAAAGUAGGCCUGUUUAAAUGUCUAUUUACAAAAGUACAUUUUUGAUAAUAUAAUAUAUGGCUUUAAGAAGACCACAAUGGAUGUUUUUACUAGUAUUCCUGCAGACGGUAUUGCUUUUUAGCACUAUGGCCUUCGAAAAAAGUCCUGUGGAAAGGAGUCAAUCAUUGUCUUUGGUGACAAUGGUUCCGCUGCUUGAUAUUGAGAGGAAAUUGAUCGAUAACCUCAAUAACUAUGCCAAGGCCCUAGAGCAGAAGCUGCAGAUCAUAAGGAGCCAAAUCGCAGUGAUGCGUGCUGAGAACGAGAAAGGUAGACGGGAUCCCAUAUCCUAUCUCUCCAAUCCUCUGAAUGGCUUCUCACUCAUCCGACGACUGCAUCAGGAUUGGUUUAAGUGGCGAAAAUACUUGGAACAACCAGUGGGCAUCUCCCAAAUGCGAAAUUUGGCUCUUUGGCAGGGCGAACUACCCACAAAACUAGACUUGUGGGAUGCUUGUACCGGAAUAAUCCGCAUUCAGAGCACCUACAACAUAGGAACAAGUGACUUUAUCAACGGUAAACUUGAUGGAAAACAGUAUAAUGCCAGCAUGAGUUCUGCAGAUAUUUUUGCAGUGGGUGAGCAUCUUUCAAAGGAAAAUAGAUCAGCGAAAGCUGUUGAUUGGCUACAGGAGAUGCCCCACCGCCUAAAGAAAGACCUUUUCCCAGAGCACCUGGCAAUAAAGGAGGUGAAGGUCCUGAAAUUACUGGCUGAAAUGCACGUGAAUCUAAAACACUUCUCAAAAGCAUUGAUUCUGCUGGAUAAUUGUCAGCAGCUUAAGCCCCACGAUGCUGCUCUUCUGCGACUCAGACUAAAAACAAUGGACUUUAUUGCCAGUCAACCAAAAACUAUACUUCCGGAAAAUAAGCAGCUGAAAGCUUCAAUUGGAAAGGGCUAUAAGGUGAGCUGCAGGGGAAAUUCCGAGAGGUCCAGUAGACUGCACUGUUUCUACAACUUCACUACCACACCAUUCCUUCGUCUGGCACCACUAAAAACUGAGCAAAUCGGACUGGAUCCAUAUAUGGUGCUCUAUCAUGAAGUUCUAUCCAAACGGGAAAUGUCCCUGCUGAUGAGUCGUGCCUCUCGGAAAAUGGAAGUGGCCAGAAUCUAUAACACAAAUCCGAAAAACAAAAACAAAGUGAGGACAGCAAAGGGACAUUGGUUCAGUAAGGAGAAUGACGAGUUAACCAGACGAAUCGAUAGGCGGAUUCAAGACAUGACUGGUUUUGACUUGACCGAUUCCGAAGAAUUUCAGGUGAUUAACUAUGGGAUAGGUGGACACUAUCACACGCACUCUGAUUACUUUGACUUUGCAUCUGCUAAUUAUUCGGGAGAACGUAAUCGCCAGGCAAUUUUUUUGGGUGAUCGAAUUGCCACAGUGCUCUUUUAUUUGACCGACGUUGAACAGGGUGGAGCCACGAUCUUCAGGAAUGCAGGAUACUCCAUAUAUCCUCGGGCUGGAACAGCCAUCUUCUGGUUUAACUUGAAUACUGAUGGGAACGGUGAUCCCCGCACACAACAUGCCGCCUGCCCAGUGAUAGUGGGUUCCAAAUGGGUGAUGACCGAGUGGAUACGCGAAUGGAAGCAGAUCUUUAUCAGACCCUGUUUGCCCCAUGCCACGGGCACCUCUUCGAAACUGAGCAGAACGAAAUCAUAGACAAACAAAUUUCCGGCAUAAUCACUCUGCACACUUAACAAAAACCCACCCAGCUCAGCUUAAAUGCCUUUUUAAAAUGCCAACACGGAAAAAAUAAAGUGCUGAGUGGUUGAUA